AAUCUGGCCUUGGUGUCUGAUCUCUUCAGAAGUGGCUCAGUCAGGUGUGGUAGCUCAUGCUUAUACUCACAGUGCUCAAGUGACUGAGGCAGGGGAAUUUCUGUGAGUUCUAGGGCAGACUGGGAUAUUGAGUCAUACCCUUUCUCAAACAAACAAAAACAGAAGUGGCCUGGAGGAUCAGACAUUGUCUCCCUGCUCAACAGUUCUCAGCAAUGACCUUAGGGAGGUCCUCCCUCACAGUACGGAAGGAAACAUGACUUGGGUUUCAGGAAAGAUAAAGGGAAGAGUGAGACAACUCUGGAGUAAGCUGCAGGGGAAUUUCAACAGAGAAGCUCGGACUUUAAUAGCCAAGAUAAAAUUAGUGGACUGGCUGGAGGUGAGGAAGGAAGUGGCUAACGUUGGGUAACUAGGGAGUUUCUUAUUCUUUCAGUCUAACAUGGUAGGAGGCAUUAUAUGCCCAGCUGGAAGCCUGGCUGCUCCCCAGAAAGCCUGACUGCCCCAAGGAAGGCCUGUUCUUUAGGUGAACUGGACUUUUUGUUUACUGAAGACAAGUGUGAAAACUGGGAACCUCAGUCUCCAUCAUGUGGAACACCUCGGAUGUCAACUUCUCCUGUUACCAUGAGUCCGUGUUGGGCUAUCGUUACUUUGCAGUUAUCUGGGGCGUGGUAGUGGCUGUGACAGGCACCGUGGGCAAUGUGCUCACCCUGCUGGCAUUGGUCAUCCGUCCUAAGCUCCGAACCCGCUUCAACCUGCUCAUUGCCAACCUCACCCUGGCUGAUCUACUCUAUUGCACGCUCCUGCAGCCUUUCUCCGUGGACACAUACCUCCACCUCCACUGGCGCACAGGCGCCAUCUUCUGCAGAAUAUUUGGGCUCCUCCUCUUUACUUCCAAUUCUGUCUCCAUUCUCACCCUCUGUCUCAUUGCUCUAGGACGCUACCUCCUCAUUGCCCACCCUAAGCUCUUUCCCCGGGUUUUCAGUGCCAAAGGAAUUGUGCUGGCACUGGUGGGCAGCUGGAUUGUGGGGGUGGCAAGCUUUGCCCCACUCUGGCGUGUGUUUGUCUUGGUGCCGGUGGUCUGCACCUGUAGCUUUGACCGCAUACGAGGCCGGCCUUACACCACCAUCCUCAUGGGCAUCUUCUUUGUGCUCGGACUCAGCAGUGUGGGUGUCUUCUACUGCCUCAUCCACCGCCAAGUGAAGCGUGCGGCUCGAGCGCUAGACCAGUACGGGCUGCAGCGGGCCAACAUCCGCUCUCAUCAGGUGGCCGGGACAAAUGAGGCCAUGCCUGGCCACUUCCAGGAGCUAGACAGCGGGCUUGCCUCAAGAGGGCCCAGCGAGGGGAUUUCAUCUGAGCCAGCCAGUGCUUCGACCACGCAGACCCUGGAAGGGGACUCCUCAGAAGCGCGGGUCCAGGACACUAAAAAGACAGCCCAGCAUAUUGCAGAGAGAGGCCUUCCUGAAGCGCAUUGCAGGGGCCGGGAAGCUGCAGGAGCGCGCAGAGCCCCGGAUGCCCCAUCGGACUUCGGGAAGGUGACGCGCAUGUGCUUCGCGGUGUUCCUCUGCUUCGUCCUCAGUUACAUCCCCUUCAUGCUGCUCAACAUUUUGGACGCCAGGGGCCGCGCUCCGCGGGUAGUGCACAUGGUGGCUGCCAACCUCACCUGGCUCAACAGCUGCAUCAACCCCGUGCUCUAUGCAGCCAUGAACCGCCAGUUCCGCCACGCAUAUGGCUUCAUUCUGAAACGCGGUCCACAGAGUUUCCGUCGGUUCCGUUAGAGCUGGUAGUUCAUUCACCAGCCCAGGCCAGCAUCAGGAGUGGCCCGCGUGGGCAGGACAGGAGACAUUUUCACAGACCACCUCAGUGGUGUUGGGAUACACCGUUUCCCCAUCCAGGAAUCAAUGUGUCAGCCCUGUGUGAACCAAGGUCAA
Cricetulus griseus (Chinese hamster) is the source of this 1925-nucleotide messenger RNA. NCBI's taxonomy places the organism in Eukaryota, Metazoa, Chordata, Mammalia, Rodentia, Cricetidae. The record is from RefSeq and is a predicted model, not a curated record.